CAAAGGAAAAAACUAUUGAGUUUAUAACAAAUGAGAUAAACAAUGACACGGAACAGUCACCUGCAAAUCUCAUCGUGCCAAAUACCCCGUACCAUUUGGUGAGAAGUGAAGUAAUGGAAGAUAAAAUAAUAAAGUUUGAUGAACUGACAUAUAAACAUGGAGAAUUUGGUGAGAUAAUAUGGGAUGGUAUACUUGUGAGAUUAAAAUUGUUAGAAAAUUUUGAGAUACCCGUUGAUGAAUAUGCGGAUUAUAUUAAACGGUUAGCACUCGAGCUCUCCACAUUUAGCCAUAAUAAUGUGCUUAAAACUUUUGGCCUUACGUUCGAAAACCAUAGUAACAAUUAUUACUUUGUUCACGAAUAUACGAAUGACGGUGACUUACGUCAUUAUCUUAGGCAAAAACAUUCGCUGAGUUGGAGAGAUAAAUUUGAGAUCACGCGUCAAGUAGUUAAUGGUUUAAAUUUUCUCCAUGAUGAGAGAGUUGUACAUACUGAAUUGCAUCCAUAUAAUAUUUUUGUACACGACGGAAUUCCGAAAAUAGCAAACCUUGGAAACCUUGGAGCAUCUAAAAUGUAUUCUAACGGCAACAAUUCAUACUCAAAAUAUAACCCACCUGACUCCUUACGAAAAAAAUAUAUUCGUGACAAGGCCAAGUUAAAUAUAUAUAGCUUGGGUGUGUUAAUGUGGGAAAUAGCACAUAAUGGUGUCGAACCUUUUUGUAGCAACUAUCAUAUAAUAGAUGAAACGCCGCUUAAAUUUAAAAAGCUAUACCAAAAAUGUUGGGACAACAAUCCUC
Messenger RNA from Racocetra persica, 795 nucleotides. NCBI's taxonomy places the organism in Eukaryota, Fungi, Glomeromycota, Glomeromycetes, Diversisporales, Gigasporaceae. The record is from the annotation of a GenBank genome assembly.